CUCGAUUUUUGCACUGGACUGUUACGAAGAUGUCGUCUCCCACCAGAAUCUCGCAACUCGCACUGUUGAUCGCUCAGUAUACUGCAAAUCUUGAUAGAUUCUUUGUCGAGAGCAAGCUGCCAACACCCUCGUUCGAACCGGACGCGCUGUCAUCUUUGCCAAUACCUGACGAUCUCAAAGAAGUCAAGGCAGCGCAACUGGAACUCAUCGAAGCCUGCGCAGAGCUCCAAGCACUUGUGACUGGCCUUAAAGAGUGUCUGCAUGUCGAUUACACGGCGUAUGUUAGCAUCCGCAUUAUCCUUUGCUUCAAAUUAGACAAAUCUUUUGCAGUAGGCGAGUCAAGCACCUUUAAAGCUAUGUUAAGAUUUUUAGGCUUGAGCGUUAUAAACAUUAAACGGAUUGUGCGACAUGUAAUCUUGAAUUAUUGCUUCUUCUAA
This is a messenger RNA of Periconia digitata, 437 nucleotides long. Lineage: Eukaryota; Fungi; Ascomycota; Dothideomycetes; Pleosporales; Periconiaceae. The record is from the annotation of a GenBank genome assembly.